Messenger RNA from Mercenaria mercenaria, 1952 nucleotides. Its product is annotated as RING finger protein nhl-1-like. NCBI's taxonomy places the organism in Eukaryota, Metazoa, Mollusca, Bivalvia, Venerida, Veneridae. Gene Ontology annotation, biological process: proteasome-mediated ubiquitin-dependent protein catabolic process; negative regulation of translation; protein polyubiquitination. Gene Ontology annotation, molecular function: translation repressor activity; ubiquitin protein ligase activity. The coding region runs from base 15 to 1175 and encodes 386 amino acids. The record is from RefSeq and is a predicted model, not a curated record. The transcript has a single exon.
UGAUAGUAAAAGAAAUGUGUAAAAAGAAAAUUACAUGUAACACAAAAACAUCUGAAGAGGCAGAUGAAGAAAGAAAUGAAAACAAAAAUGUAAAAACCAGUAUUGAAAAAAAAGAAUCUGGCGAGUCAGAAAUCAAUAUGAAUGAAACUGGUGAUACUAGAAGAGAGAGCAGCAGCGAUAGUUGUAAUUGUGACAGUACUAAUGACAAUAACAGAACACAUCUGGAUGAAGCAAGUAAAGAUGAUGUGGCAUCAAUGCAAGAUUCCCUACAGGAAAAGCAACACCAGUCAAGAGAAGCCAUAACAAAAGAGAAACCUGAAGCACAAAAGCAAGAAAUGCUGUUUGAAAAUUUGAAAAUCAAGAACAUAUUCUAUAAACCCAUUAACUUUGAAAUGAGUUUUUUUGCUUGUGACAUAACUGGUUCCUUGUUUCUUGCAGAUGGCUCCCUUAUUUUAUGUGACAAUGCUAAUUCAAAUGUGAUCCUCCUAGAUAAAAGUUUUCGAAUGCUUCAUAAAAUACACUUUGAAGGUAAUCCCUGGGAUGUCGCACUUGUUAGCACAAAUGAAAUCAUUGUAACUCUGAAGUCUCAGAAAUCACUAUCAUAUGUCAACGUUGAGUCUGGAAGGUUAACUGAGGGAAUGAGUAUAAGUUUAAAGAGGGUGCCCUGGGGUAUCGCUACCUACAAGGAUAAUAUUAUAACAACAUUCCAUAACAACCCAGGAAAAGGCGUCAUUGAGAUCCGUAACAGACAUGGAAAAGUUUUACGUAACAUAACUGUUGAUAAGCAUGGCCAGGAACUUUUUGCCUCACCCUGUUAUGUAGCAGUCAAUCAACACAAUGGUGACAUCUAUGUUACUGACAGCAGAAAACAAAGUAUAACCUGUCUGACUUUUGAAGGGAAACCUUUGUACCGAAUGGAGAGUGAGGAAUUGAAAUGGCCAAGGAAAGUAAUCCUUGAUGAUCAAGGUAACUGCCUAUUGUGUGCAAGCUUAGCAAAUAAGAUACUGCUGAUAAAGAACAAAUCAAAAUCUCCACUUCAAUCAAAGGAAGAGAAAAGUGAAUUUAGGGUAUGGCUGAAGAAAUGCAAACGUCCUCAAACUGUCUCUAUUAGGUGGGAAGAUCAAACAAUGAUUGUUGGCCUUAAUGCAAAGAACAUGAUGCUAGUUCUCGAAUAAUGGUGUAAAUAACAGUGACUAGUCAAAAGAUAAUUCUGAAACAUAUAAGGACUUUUAUUAUGUCAUAAAGGCACCAAUAUACGCCUAUGGAAUACAUACUGUAGUAUUUAUACAUGUAGAUAUUGUACUAGAAACACAAAUAAUAAUCCUAUCCGGUAUUUUAUCUUUGCACCCAUAUGACUUCACUUAUAAGGAAUAAUAAAGUAACUGUAUAGUUAAAAAAAAAUGGUUAUAAGUCAUUUUAUCAAAAUGUAAAUUUUCAAGGUAAAUACGUCUGAGGAGCUUUUUCAUGUUUUUAUAUAUAAGCCGCGCCAUGAGAAAACCAACAUAGAGCGUACGGUUUCUCACAUUGCAAUAGGCUUUGAAAGCGAACAGCAUGGAUCCUGGCCAGACUGUGCGGAUGCGAAUGAUUUAUUCAACGACAAAUCACUGGACGAGAUAUAUUAUUUCUUAAAUAUUAUUUCCAUCACCAUAGUAUGCAAAAAUUUAUACAUCUGAUCUCAUCAACUAACGCAAAGGUGCUAAAUAAACUCGCAUGUUAUAUACACUGUGCCUUGAAAAUUAGAGAAAAUUUCUUAAAUGAUAGAAUAUGAAAUAGUUAUUAAUGAUUUAAAGCUUUGUAUUUUAUGAAUUGUUACUCUCGUUUUGAAUGUUUAUUUUUUGAAUGUGUAGAUAUUUAUGUGUUGUAUAGUUUGACCGUAUAUAUUUGCUAUAUUGCUAAUUGUAUUUUUAGAUGAGGAGCUUCCAGCUCAAGUCUUGAAUAAAAAUCUUCUUCUU